AAAUUUAUUUAUCAAAAGUCCAAAAGCAAAACAAAACAAUACAUACAAAUUUUGAUAGCUUAAGAAAAACUUCAUUAGACAAUUUGGUUCUAAUGCUAUUCAUAUUAUUUCUAUGGUUACCAAAAUGGAUCAACCAUUGUCGCUGAAGUUAAUGUCUUUAAGUUUGAUAUCCCAGUCUAAACUGCAGUGUAUUCUCUCCGCAUGUGGAGAUAAAAAAGAUCUUAUUAUCGAUCCUUCCCUUAUAAAACCUUUAGAAAGAAUUUGUGGCGUCAGCUGGCUAAGACAACAUGGCAUUGACAAAAUAUACAAAAUGGAUCCCCAUCUUGGAGCUACGGCUAAUGUUAAUAGGGUUUAUUUCAUUCCAUCAUGUGUUCAGAAAUACAAGUGUGUGCUGGAUCAAAUUGCAUCACUUAUCAGCCAAAAUGCUUCCCUAGCAGACUUGGAAUGUUUUCACAUAAUAAUUGUUCCAAAAGUUAUUGAUACUUUUACUUCAAUAUUAGAGAGUCGUGGUCUCUUUGGUACUGUGUCUUUACAUUCAUUCUCAUGGGAACUUAUGGUUCUAGAUGAACAGUUGAUAAGUUUAGAACUCCCAUUUCUCUAUAAACAAUUUUUUGUUGAUCAAGAUCAGUCAUUACUAUCCAGCAUUUCCAUGUCACUUUGGAGUUUGUUCCAUGUAAUAGGAAGGCCAAAGAUCAUGUUUUCUGUUGGGAAAUUGUCAGCUAGUGCGCUUGAUAUUUUGGAAAUUUAUAAGGAGACAUAUUCAAGAGAGUUUUUAAAUAAUAGUAGCUCUGAAGAAAUUGGAGCUUUGAUAUUAAUAGACAGGAAUCAAGAUUAUCCAUCAAGUUUACUUACUCCAGCAACAUAUAGCGGACUUUUGAGUGAAAUGUUUAAAAUCAACUGUGGUCAUUUGGACUUGAAUGUAAAGGAGACAAAGUUGAAAACAGGAAAGUUGGACUUUGGAUUUAAAGACGAGGGUUCCACCACUAAAAGUACAGUCAUGCCUUUGGACAGUUCAAUAGACACUCUUUAUGGUGAGAUCAAGCAUAGACAUUUUUCAGAAGUACUUAGUGUGUUGAGUUCAAAAGCAAAAUUAUUAAAAAAUGAAGAUAUUAAAGCUCUGGGCAUACAAGAAAUAAAACAUUUUGUUACAACAAAGCUGCAACAAGUUACCUUGUUCAAACAGAAUUUGGUCAAUCAUGUGUUGGCUUGUGAAACUAUUAUUUCAGAAAUGAGUAAUAAGUUUGAGAAUUUAAAAGAAACUGAGACAGAAAUGUUGAAUAACAGAAAUAAGAAAUCUAACUUCACCUUUGUAGAUGAAAACUUUGGCACUGACAUACAUAUUUGCAACAGUUUACGUCUCAUGUGCUUAUUAAGCCUGACACAGGGUUUAACUUAUGAUGAAUAUAAUUCUCUUGUUAGUAAAUAUUUGCUUGCUUUUGGUUAUAAGUUCUUGUAUGUAUUUAACAAUUUAAUGAAUGCUGGUUUAUUGAUUCAACCUUCCAGUCCAAAAUUAUCUUUGAAUAUCAAAUCAAAUUUAAGUAACCUACGAGAUACAUUACAGUGGCAGAGUGGGUUUCAAUCUACAGCAAAACAAUUGAAGCAGUUGCCAUCACAGCCUGACAAAGUUGGGAAAUCUUCUCCUAGCUAUGUUUUCAAUGGUGGCUAUACACCAUUAGCAGCUAUAUUUUGUAAUAUAGUAUUAACUUGUGAAUCUCUGUCUGAAGUAAUGACGAAGCUAACUGCACUAUCAGAUUUGAAAGUAGGGGGAAAGGCCGUGGAAAAACUAAGAAAUGGAGUAGAGACUUUGAAUGAGAAAUUGUCUAAUUUGAAACUUCAAAGUGAUUUGGAAUUUGGCUGUAAAGAUGCUAAGAGCUUGAUGAAAUUCCUGAAGAGUGACCCUAAUUUAGGUCAUGUGUUUCCAUUGAAACCUAAAAGUGUACUGGUGUAUGUUAUUGGUGGUGUGACAUAUGCGGAAGUAGCUGCUUGCGAUGUCGUUCAGACUGUUACAGGGAGCAAGAUAUAUGUGGCGAGUGACUGUGUGCUUAGUGGGCGGGAUUUGAUGGUAGCAUGUACAUAAAAAACUAUUUAAUUUUAUUUGCUAUGGGUUGGAAACUGAUAGAGAAAAUAUGUGUAGCAUGUACAUAAAAAACUAUUUAAUUUUAUUUGCUUUGGGUUACAAAGUGACAGAGCAAUUAUGUUAUAAAGAUAAUUCCAAGAUCUAAUUGUAAUAACUCUUAAAUCUAAGGUGUAACUAGUCUUUUUGUCUGUUCUUUGUAAUGAUUUAUAAGGAUAAUAUCAUAAUAUAAACAAAAUUUUAUAGUAAAAUAAGUUUUAUUACUUAAUAAUAUACUUAAAAAAUAGUAUAUCACAGUAAAUCAUCAUUUAACUCAUGUCACAAAAUGUAUUGAUGUUAACAUUCUUAUAAAGUAAUGUUUUACAGUAUUUCGCGUUUUUCUAAGGAGCCCUGGUUUCAACUAUGAAAGGGAAGAU
Amyelois transitella is the source of this 2490-nucleotide messenger RNA. RefSeq names its product vacuolar protein sorting-associated protein 33B (gene Vps33B). The record is from RefSeq and is a predicted model, not a curated record. Lineage: Eukaryota; Metazoa; Arthropoda; Insecta; Lepidoptera; Pyralidae. The coding region runs from base 113 to 2077 and encodes 654 amino acids. The transcript has 2 exons. Gene Ontology annotation, cellular component: CORVET complex; lysosome. Gene Ontology annotation, biological process: intracellular protein transport; vesicle-mediated transport.